Messenger RNA from Lutzomyia longipalpis, 2661 nucleotides. Its product is annotated as zinc finger protein 708-like. Gene Ontology annotation, cellular component: nucleus. Bases 166 to 2661 code for a protein of 831 amino acids. Gene Ontology annotation, molecular function: RNA polymerase II cis-regulatory region sequence-specific DNA binding; zinc ion binding; DNA-binding transcription activator activity, RNA polymerase II-specific. The transcript has 6 exons. NCBI's taxonomy places the organism in Eukaryota, Metazoa, Arthropoda, Insecta, Diptera, Psychodidae. The record is from RefSeq and is a predicted model, not a curated record. Gene Ontology annotation, biological process: regulation of transcription by RNA polymerase II.
GACAACGUCAAGUACCCGCGCAGAGCCAAAGAGCUACGAAGAGACUCUUCUGCUUCCCUUAUCAAUUUACGUUUCCACUCCACAAUAUACUACUGAAAAGCUCACAAUCAUUGCUUGUACUCUCUGGGUCAGAAUUCCCCACGUAUCUCAAGAUAAGAGGAAGUUAUGAGUAUAAAGAUAGAGUCAAGAGGAGAGGUCUGUCGUACUUGCUUGGAGGAAUCCGAGGAUAUGGAAUCCCUCUUCAGAUUAGCAGAGAUUUCACAAAAAACCGCAGAACUAGCUGACUUCCUUAAGGAACUCACUAAUCUCAAUUUCCACCAGGAGGACGAUGGACUACCAACAUUCAUUUGUCAGGAAUGCACAGAAAAGAUCUCAAUUGCAAUCACCUUCAAGGAGAUGUGCAUUCAAUCAGAUAGUAUUCUUCGUAGAAGUCGGGAUUUGGAAGUUAAGGAGAAUAUUGUAUCUCAAGAGGUUGUUGUGCCGAGUGAAGAGAUAAGGAGGGAGCACAGGAAGAAAAGUAAAUCAAAAUCACCCAAAAAAUCCCCAAAUUCCCAUAAAAAAUCCACCCGAUCGUAUAAAUGCAACAUUUGCACAAAAGUCCUGAGCAAUGCAGGGAGCUACAGGUACCACAUGCGGCUGCAUUCGGAUGAAACACCCUACUUGUGCAGCCAAUGUGGGGAGAAGUUCAAGACAAGGAAUGCCUAUGAUGGUCACAUGGUUACGCACAAAUCCAUAAAUCCUCACACGUGCAACGUCUGCGGGAAGAGCUAUCGCCAAGCUGCUUCCUUGCGAUGUCACAGCCUCACUCACACGGGCGAGAAGCCCUUCCUGUGCAUGAUCUGUGGCAAGGGGAUGACACAGAAGAGUGGCUAUAAGAGGCACAUGCUAACCCACACGGGUGAUAAGCCGUAUCAAUGUGAGAUCUGCAGCAAAUCCUUCAGAUAUUCCAGCAAUCUCUAUGCCCACCGAAGAUCUCACAGCGAUACAAAGCCCUAUGUGUGCAGUGAAUGCUCCAAGAGAUUCCACACAAAAGAACAUCUCAAGAGGCACGUUAUCAUUCACACCGGAAAGAAGCCCUAUGCCUGUGAAUUUUGUAGUAAAUGCUUCAAUCGACGGAGCACCCUAAAAGUCCACAGAUUCCAGCAUACCGGCGAGAGGAAGUACAAAUGCACCAUGUGCGAUAAAAGCUACAUCCAGCAUCAUUGUCUCAUCAGUCACAUGGCUAGUCAUACCGGAGAUGAGAAGUUUGUGGCCAAAGAGAAUCCUUCAACCGCAUGCGCCGAAAUUUCAAGCCGCUUGAGUCAGCAGCCGAGCCGAUUUUUUAAGCCACCGCCGCCGAGGCUCGAAAAAAAAUUUUUUUUCCAAGCCGCAGCAGCCGAGGCUCAUAUCAAAUCAAGCCGCAGCAGCCGAUGCUCGGAUUUUUUUUUCUUUUUCAAGCCGCCGCCGCCGAGGCUCUUAUCAAAUCAAGCCGCAGCAGCCGAUACUGUAUGCGGCUGGGGGCUCUGGUGUCGAACUUGCCUGCGAGAUUCAAAGCAGCUGCAGUCUCUCUAUAAAAUUGUUGAGAUUUUCGAGAGAAAAAAUGAAUUGUCUGUUUUCUUGGGGGAAUUGACCAAUAUUCAGUGUGUCCAGGAAGAUGGACUUCCUGCAUCCAUUUGCCAGGAAUGUCUACGGAGGCUCUCAGAUGCAAUUUCAUUCAAGACGAUGUGCGUGAAUUCCGAAAACAUCCUCCGAGGAAAUAAUAAGAUAAAGAUUGAAGAGAUCCUCCUGGAGGAACCGCAAGUGAUUCAGGAUAAUCCAGAAAUUUCAGAAAAUGUGGCAAAAUCUACAAAACGAAGAGGUCGGAAAAGGAAGUCAGAAAAUUCUCCUAAAGGCAGCAAUGAAACGUCAGGAGUCCCAGCAUCAAAGAAGGAGUCCAAAAGGCAAAUUGUGAAAAGAGAAAAGAAAAUAACUCUUCCACCGGGUCCUCCCUACAAAUGCAACUUCUGUGACAAAGUGAUGACCAAUGCUGGGAAUUGUUGGAAGCACCUGGCUGAACAUAUGGAUGAAACUCCCUUCAUUUGCAACAUAUGUGGGAAGAAGUUUAAGCAUACAACUCCCUACAAGAAGCACAUGGUCAUCCACCACAAACCCAAGAAGCACAACAGGCCUCAUAAAUGCGCGAAUUGUGGCAAAAGCUUCCCGGAUGAGUUAACAUUGAAAAAUCAUGCUCUUGCACAUGAAAAAUCUCCCUUCCUAUGCCCAAUAUGUGGGAAGAUUGUGCAGCAACUGCCAAGCUUUCGGAAUCACAUGGAGACCCACAAUGAGGACAAUCCCUAUGAAUGUGAUGUGUGCAAGAAAUGCUUCAAAGUUAAGACAAAUCUCAGACUUCACAUGGCCAUCCAUGCCACAGAAAAACCAUUUUCUUGCAAUCAAUGCCCAUUGAGGUUUACACGGAGGGACAAGCUGAAGCGACAUACUCUCACCCAUACGGGAGAAAAACCAUAUCCAUGCAAAUUUUGUGAUAAACAAUUCAAUCGUUCGCACAUCCUCAAGACCCAUCUGUACCAGCACACAGGAGAAAAGCCCUACAAGUGCACAAUCUGCGAUAGAGGAUUCAUUCAGAAGAUUUGCUAUACUGGCCACAUGAAUUCACAUCAUCCCGAAGUGGAAAAUAGAUUAUAA